UGGCCACAGGUGGCGCCUGGGGGGACUGGACGCAUGCGGUCACGUGUUGGACCUGGCCCUUCCCUCCGACCUAGGUGGCUGCGCUCCAGGGAGGGCCACGAGGCUCGUGGGGGUCCCGCGGCGCAGGCCGGCGGAAUGGCCGGCGGAAAGGAGGCCAGGCGUUGGUUUUGUUGAGGAGGUCACAGGCUCACGCUUCCCGGCGGGAUCCCUUUCUGCCGGGCCCCCUCCCGCGGCCCGCACCCCAACCUUUGCGGUCUGACAACUCGUCCUGCUGCUUUCCACUUGCCGCCGGUCAGGAUCUGCUCCUUUAUGUCCAAGGUCAAACACUGUUCAAAGUAGUAGUCAAAUCUCUCUCACCUAAAGAAUUAGUCCGAAUUCAUGUCCCUAAACCUUUGGACAGGAAUGAUGGAACGUUUUUGGUGAGAUACAGGAUGUAUGAUACUGUCAAUGAAGGGCUGAAAAUAGAAGUUUUGUAUGGUGAUGACCACGUGGCUCAAUCUCCCUAUAUUUUGAAAGGACCAGUGUACCAUGAGUACUGUGUGUGUCCAGAAGAGGACCCUCAGGCCUGGCAGAAAACGCUUUCUUGUCCAACUCAGGAGCCACAAAUUGAAGAAGAUUUUGCUUCCUUUCCAAGCAUUGAUCUCCAGCACAUGCUAAAAGAAGUCCCCGCAAGGUUUGGGGACGAGAGGGGUGCCGUUGUUCAUUACACGAUUCUGGAUAACCACAUUUACCGGAGAUCUUUAGGGAAAUACACAGAUUUCAAAAUGUUCUCUGAUGAGAUUUUUCUGUCACUGGCGAGAAAGGUCCUUCUCCCAGAUUUAGAAUUUUAUAUUAAUCUUGGAGACUGGCCCUUGGAGCAUCGAAAAGUCAAUGAAACCCCUGGCCCAAUAGCUCUCAUUUCCUGGUGUGGCUCUCAGGAUUCAAGAGAUAUUAUCCUUCCAACAUAUGACACUACCCACUCCACACUGGAAGCAAUGAGGGGUGUUACAAAUGACCUUCUCUCUAUUCAGGGAAAUACAGGGCCUUCCUGGAUCAAUAAAACAGAGAAAGCUUUCUUCAGAGGUAGAGAUAGCCGAGAGGAGAGGCUGCAGUUGGUACAGCUGUCCAAAGAAAAUCCACAGCUACUAGAUGCAGGAAUUACAGGAUAUUUCUUUUUCCAAGAGAAAGAAAAAGAACUUGGAAAAGCCAAGUUGAUGGGUUUCUUUGAUUUCUUUAAGUUCAAGUACCAGGUGAACGUGGACGGGACCGUGGCUGCGUACAGGUUCCCGUAUCUCAUGCUGGGGGACAGCCUGGUCCUCAAGCAGGACUCACCAUAUUACGAGCAUUUCUACGGGGCCCUGAGACCUUGGAAACACUAUGUUCCAAUUCAAAGGAAUCUUAGUGACUUACUAGAGAAAGUUCAGUGGGCCAAGGAAAAUGAUGAAGAAGCCAAGCAGAUUGCAAAAGAAGGGCAGCUGACUGCCAGGGACCUGCUACAGCCGCACAGGCUCUACUGCUACUAUUUCAGAGUCCUACAGAAAUACGCCGAGCGCCAGUCCAGCAAGCCUGAGGUACGUGAUGGAAUGGAACCCGUUCCUCAGCCAGGUGAUGACAUGUCCACCUGCUGGUGCCACCGGAAGAAGCCUUCGAGGGAGGAGCUUUAGGCAGCUCAGAGUCACACUCCUGUGUGUGCCAGCUCCAUCUUUAAGGGCAAACAGGAUAGAUACUGAGCUGUGAAGAAAAGUGCAGAAGAAGCAAGGCCUGGUGGUCCAUGCCUGUAAUCCCAGCACUGGGGAAACAGACAGGAGGUCACAAGUGUUACCUAAUAUGUUUGGAUAUUCACUCCUUUUGAGUAAAAACUGCUCUUCCAGCAUCAGUUUCUUUGAAAAGAGCACUUGAGGAUCAUAGAAGACAGACAGACGUGCCAAAAUAUAAAUCAGCUCUGUGAAUCUGUUGACAUGACAUUAGGAAAUUGUCUAAAUAAAUGUUGGUAGAUCAAGCACUGAAGGACAACCUUCGAAAAGAAUGAAGUAGCUUUAAUGAAAAACACCUGUUUUUCAUUAAAAAAAUGAAAGACACCUGUGACUGUGUUUUGUGAAACCAUUUAUGUAAAAACAAAAUGGUGGACAGUUUGGAAGGAGAUCUGCCAGUAUGAGAAGGGGAUGCAGAGAAGGGGUAUUUUUAGUUUUUGCUUUCUACCUUUUUAUAGUAUUUAAAUCACUUUUAUGUAAGUGUGAGUGAAAUUGUACACUAAAGAAAAAUACAAGCAUGGUAAAAGAAUAAAUGUACACAAAAUAAGUGGAAAAAAAAAUGGAUAGUUGUAUUUUCCUUUAUGCUGGUUUUAGAUCUGCCAGGUCUAGAAUCUUAUGUUAUGGGUUAUACUAUAUACACUUUUUAAAUAAAUAAAA
Molecule: messenger RNA, 2387 nt
Organism: Castor canadensis (American beaver)
Lineage: Eukaryota; Metazoa; Chordata; Mammalia; Rodentia; Castoridae
Gene: Poglut3
Product: protein O-glucosyltransferase 3
Cellular component (GO): endomembrane system
Molecular function (GO): glucosyltransferase activity; protein binding
Source: RefSeq, a predicted model, not a curated record